AGAAAGUGGGCAGUUCAGUCUUUCUGGCUUCACUUUCUCUGCACUCCCUCUUUUCUCUGCGAACCUCGGAGCGGGUCGGACACCGAAUCAGCUCCGGUACCUGCACGCAGCAUCCACGGCUGCUUUCCCCGCACACAGCGGCCGCACUGCGCCAAAGUGACGGAAAAUAUUUUUUUUUUUUUAAUUGUAAAAACACCCAUCGCCCGAAAUGCUUUUCAGAAGAAUCCGAUGUGUCCAAAUCCUUCCACUCCUUUGUGCAGCCUGCCAUUUAACUCUGGCCUUUCCUGCCCAAAGCCCAUCUGCAUAUGAUGAUGCCCAACACUUUCAGGCAAACAUUGCACACUCAGGCCCGAUAUUUGCCAUGCUGGGCAGCUCCAUAACUAUUCCCUGCUUGGCAUCUCUGUCCACUACACCUGCCUCCUCCUCUGAGUCUGCUCUACCCCGGGUGAAGUGGACGGUGAUCUCUGGUGGCUUGGAGACACAGAUCUUGGUGGCCCGUGGUGAAAGGGUGAAGAUCAGCGAUACUUAUCAGGAUCGCGUUGUCCUGUUUAACUCUUCAUUCUUGCCAGAUGACCUCUCACUGUCGUUGAGUGAUUUGCGCUCCAGUGACUCAGGCUAUUAUCGCUGCGAGGUGCAGCAAGGCCUCGAGGAUGCCAGUGACCUUGUGCAGCUCAAAGUCAAAGGUGUCAUUUUCCAUUACAGAGAUGCUUUGGCUCGGUAUGCCUUCUCCUUCCAUCAGGCUCAGAUGGCCUGUGCAGCUGUCGGUGCACAAAUCGCCACCCCUGACCAGCUGCUAGCAGCUUAUCACGACGGCUACGAGCAGUGUGACGCAGGCUGGCUGGCUGAUCAGUCCGUCAGAUACCCAAUCCAAGUACCUCGUGAGGGUUGCUACGGCGAUAUGGACGGGGAACCAGGCGUGAGAAACUAUGGAACGAUGGACGUGGAGGAAAAAUAUGAUGUGUACUGUUAUGUGGAACAAAUUGAUGGUGAGGUCUUCCAUAACCCCAUCCCACAGCACUUGUCAUUCUCUGAGGCGCAGACAUAUUGCAAAGCUGCAGGAGCGGCGCUCGCUACAACAGCAGAGCUGUACGUGGCGUGGAGUGAAGGUCUGGAUCGUUGCAGCCCUGGCUGGCUCGCUGACGGCAGCGUGCGCUACCCUAUCGUAACCCCUAGAGAGCGCUGUGGAGGGCCGCAGGCGGGCGUCAAAACCCUAUAUCGCUUCAUGAACCAAACCGGCUUCCCAGAACCAACCAGCCGUCAUGAUGUUUACUGUUUUAAAGGAAAUCGGAGUGAAACCCCUAUGGAGUCAAUUGCCAGUGAAUCGGAAGAUGUCAGACAAGAUGUUGUGUUUCUUCAGGAAACAGAUGAAGAACUGCACUUGAGCCAACAUGAAGAACAAGUGGAACGAGAAGCUCAGAGUGCUCUGGAAUCAUUCCCUUUUCUCUCAGAUCCUUCUAUCAGAGAAAAUAUGGUUGAGAUGCAUCCAACGCCUAUGUCAGACAUGACUGAGUCUCCCGUCACCAGCACCUUUUCACUAGAUGUCAACCAGCCUCUUGAUAAAACUACACCUGCUACAGAAAAAAGCCAAAGUGUCACAGCAGUGAUGCCUAGCACUGCCAGCACGGGCACAGAUGAUACCCUGCAGUCGUUCAGUGCCAUCAAUGAGACAGAUUCCAACGAGAACUUUACUCUUCACCAGCUGGAGCCUGAAAGUACCACCGGGACUCCUGACCUGUCAUAUGGACCUCGCACUGAUUACAGCCCAGUGACUGACACAAACACCACAAAGCAGAUACAAACAUCUGAGACACCAAAGCACUUCCAAGCAAAGAAAGACUUGUAUUUUAACGAAACACAAGCCAAUUACAGUGAACCGAACAGCACCUACACUCAAAAAGAUCCUAAACUGGAGGUAACACCUGUGACCUUUGAGCCAACAUUUCACAUGAAACUGGAGGAGGCAGUAGUAAAGGAACCAAUGGAGACAACUCUCUCAAACAAGUCCCCAAGUGACAAAAGUCCAACUGAAGCUACACAAUCUUCAGUCUUAGCUCUCACCACACUGUGGACUCCUCUCGAUGGGUCUGGAGACCUUUCUCAAGACACUGACCUUGAAUCUGACAUCACCACACACCUGUCACCUUCCAUUUGGACCACCAGCACUUCUACUGAGUCUCAAACUGCUGUUCCAGACUCGAGCUACUCGCCUGGCUCACAGCAUUCUCCUGAACCAGUCUUGGAUGUUUUCUCCACAGCGGUGCACUUUUGGGAGGUCUCUGUUUCCAGACAUGAGGGAAGUGCUAGUUCAGAAAUUGAGGACACAGCUGCCACAGAAAGUGAGGGAACGCAGCUGCACACAACGUCUGAAGACCACCAUGUUUCUAGAGUUCGUUUAGCAGCUACUAAAUCUCCAACGGUAUCUAUGCUGGCUGGAAACACCACAAGCCUGAACCAGACAUCAGCUUAUGGAGUCCAUAUUGAUGCUACAGCUGCUUCUCAAGAAGAAGGAAGUGGUCUCGAACCUGAUACGCGUCCCCCAACUCUUAAAAAGGGUAUCCAAGAUAACACAACCAUUGAAGAUGAGGUCACAAUUUCCCCAACUGUUAAAGAUGAAUACAAGAUUACUUCAACCCAUAGUGAGGAUGUCCAAGAUACAACCACUGUAGAUAAAGAUACCCCAACCAUUCAAGAUGAAGAUGCAUUCACUCCAACAUAUGAAAAGGGAGUUACAGUUUCCCCAGCAGUUGAAGAUGUAUACACAUUUACCCUAGCUGCUGAAGAGAAGUUAUGGAAGCCAUUGAAGAGGAAAUUGCAGUUACACCAACUUCUGAAAAUAGAGGCAUGGAUACCCCUACCAUUGAAGAGAAAAAUAGACAUCUCCACAGUUGAUGCUGAAGUCACAGUUAUUCCAACUGUUGAAGCUAUAAACACAGUUACCACAACAGCUGAAAAGAAAAUUGUGGUUACCUCAACCACUGAAGCUGGAGAUAUGGUUAUGCCAACCACUGGAGAGGAAAUUACAAAUACCUUCGCUGUUACAGAUAACGUUACAGUUAUUUCAACUGUCAAAGACAAAGUCACAGUUACCCCAACUGUUGAAGCUAUAGACACAGUUACCCUAAGCACUGGACUGGAACUUAAGGUGACCCCAACUAUUGAAGAUGAAGAUAUGUUUACCCCAACUGUUGAAGAAAAAAUUGCAGGUAUCUCAACUGUUGUAGAUGAAACCCCAGUCACUGAAGAGGAAGUUACAGGUAUCUCAACUAUUGAAGAUGAAGAUACAGUUACUCCAACUGCUGACGAAGAAAUUGCAGGUAUCUCAAUUGUUGUUGAUGAAACCCCAGCCACUGUAGAGGAAGUUGCAGGUAUCGCAACUAUUGAAGAUGAAGAUAUAGUUACUCCAACCGCUGAAGAUGAACCUGCAGGUAUCUCAACUGCUGAAGAUGAGGACAUAGUUGCUCCAAUGACUGAAGAGAAAAUUGAAGGUAUCUCAACUGUUGAAGAUGGAAAUACAGUCACUCCAACUAUUGUAGAGGAAACUGCAAGAAUCUCAACUGCUGAAGAUGAAAAUACAGUUUCUCCUACUAUUGAAGAGGAAAUUGAAGUUUUUCCUCUUGAUUCUCAAACAUCCAGCUUGAUCUUGCCAAUGACCACAAAUGAACCACAAGAAUCUCUGAAUAAUCUAGAGUACAGUGGUCAAACAUCUUCCAGUGACUCAGCAGUUGCUCCAGAUUCCCCCAUAAAGUCACAGUCCUCCUCGAGCGCAAAAGCCACAGCUGCCACCAUCACAACAACCACCACACAUCAACCCAGACACACUUGGAGCCCACUCACCACAACCUCAGAAGCAUUCCAUGAGUCGUCUGUGCUGCAGGCGGCGACACCCAUGAUACCACCAGUGGAUCAAAGUCUGGUGGCUGUUGAGUUUACGCUCACCCAGCCACCCGCCCUGCUUAUCUUGCCCAAUGAGAGGGCUAGCAUAGGCGGCACAGGGAAACUUACAGAUGGCUGUGUGGUUGAUCCAUGUCUGAAUGGAGGCACGUGCACUGACAUCAGCGGGCGUGUUUCCUGCCUCUGUUUGCCGAGCUAUGGAGGAGACUUCUGUCAAACUGACCUGGAGCGAUGUGAACUGGGAUGGGACAAGUUCCACGGGUUCUGUUACCGUCACUUCAGCCAGCGUCUGAGCUGGGAGGUUGCUGAGCAGCACUGUCGCAUGAUGGGAGCUCAUCUGGUGUCAAUCAUGACCCCUGAGGAGCAGACGUACCUCAACAGGAACUACAAAGAGUACCAGUGGACCGGACUGAAUGACAAGACUGUGGAGGAUGAUUUCCGCUGGUCUGACGGGAACCCGCUGCUGUAUGAGAACUGGUACCGUGGACAGCCAGACAGCUACUUCUUGUCUGGUGAAGACUGUGUAGUGAUGGUUUGGCACGAUGGAGGGCGCUGGAGUGAUGUGCCAUGCAACUACCACCUGGCCUACACCUGCAAAAAAGGCACCUCCUUGUGCGGUCCACCACCAAAGGUCAAAAACGCUUCCAUAUUUGGAAAGAUUCGACAGAGAUACGACACAAACGCAGCUGUGCGUUAUUACUGCAGGCCAGGCUUCCAGCAGAGACUAAAACCUCUGAUCAGGUGUCUGCCUGGUGGCGAGUGGGAGGAGCCUAAGAUCCUGUGCAUCCCUGAGGCCGGAGUUUUGACCGAGCACCCUGAAGCGCUGUCACUGACCAACAGCAUCUCUGACGAUGGAUUAGAAACCACUAAAGAAUCACCACAAUACUGGGACAUCAAGUUUUAAAAUUCACUUGUGUUUUAAUUAAAUUGAAUUGUGACAAAACAAAGUGAAAAGAGUCUAAUGAAUUUAAACAAAAAAUCAUAAAUGUCUAAACAGGACAAAAGGUAUGACGCAGACACGCAGGCCAGACAAAAGUUUGGAGUUUGCAGAGCGCAGUAAGGCUCAGCCGUCGUUUACUUCAACAUUCCUGUUUCUUAAUGUCCUUUGGAAUAUUUUCUACUGUAUUUUGUUCAGAUGGAUGCAGAGUUGAUCUCGCCAGAGAUUCUGUUAUCAUGCUUCUAUGUGCAUUUCAAUCACAGAUUUCAAUGUGAAAAAAUAAGUUCUGAGAAGAAUAACUGGCAAAGCUUAAAAAGGUGGUAAAUGUGAUUCCCCAAAAAGUCAAUCACAUCUAUCGCACUUGUCCUUUUGCACUAGAAAGACACUGUUUUCUCACUGUUCUUCUUUUCUAUUUGUGUGACUGUGUGUGUGUGUGUGUGUGUGCGUGUGUUUAUCUUUUACAAAACCGGUGCUAAUGUUUUCAAUGCCCUUGUAAAAUAUCCAACAGAGAAUUCAGGAUUUAGAGUUUCAAAGUCCUUGUUUUCUACCGAGUCAACAAAUGUACAUAUAUCAGUUUUCUCGAGCUGUACCUUCAGUUUUCCUCCAGACGUGUUUGUGUUCUCAGCUUUAUGUUGUAAUAAAGAAGAAAUGCUUUUCUUAUUU
Messenger RNA from Thalassophryne amazonica, 5491 nucleotides. Its product is annotated as brevican core protein-like. The record is from RefSeq and is a predicted model, not a curated record. NCBI's taxonomy places the organism in Eukaryota, Metazoa, Chordata, Actinopteri, Batrachoidiformes, Batrachoididae. Gene Ontology annotation, molecular function: hyaluronic acid binding. Gene Ontology annotation, biological process: cell adhesion.